Messenger RNA from Heterotrigona itama, 1480 nucleotides. Lineage: Eukaryota; Metazoa; Arthropoda; Insecta; Hymenoptera; Apidae. The record is from the annotation of a GenBank genome assembly.
CAUUUUUUUCAGAGUAUCGUCCUCGAGAUGAAUCGAUUGGGGAUGAUGGUGGACUUGUCGCACGUCUCCGUGCCCACGAUGCUCGUCGCCAUGAAGACGUCGAGGGCGCCCGUUAUUUUCAGCCACAGCAGCGCCCACGCCCUUUGCAAUUCCUCGCGAAAUGUGCCUGACCACGCGCUGCGACGUUUGGUAAGUUAUCUGAAAAUAACGUCUUGCUUUCUUCGCGAGUUACAUCGAGACGCGUCACGAUCCCGAUCACUUUAUUUCUGUCUACAGGCGCAGACUGAUGGUAUAGUUAUGGUAUCCUUCUAUCCCCAUUUCAUCAGCUGUGGCGAGAAAUCGACGCUGGAAGACGUAGCCGGUAAGAGAAACACGAGUUCCUUCACUCUCGAUUCGAAAUGUGAUUGAAUUUUUUGAAUUGCAUCCGAAAUAUUUCUGCUAUUGCUUGCAGAAAUCCCAGCUGAAUUUUAAACGCUAUUAGGUUCGAUAAUGUGAGACACAAAAAUUCGUAGUUUACACCGUUCGAUACCGAUGAUGCACGAAAGCUUUUAAAUCCCUGCAACUCCUUGUGCCAAGUGUUUGCACGCACCGUGCGUUGACAAUGCGUGUGUACACGCGAUAAUUGUUAGAUAACCGAGUAGCUCGAACCCCUCUACGACCCCUCUAUUCAUAUCCAGUAAAUAUCGCUUUUACGAGCAAUUUCGAAUGCUGGUAGAUAAUUGUUAGACACCGGAUAGGACGCCGGAACGUUGUGCUUCUCCACUCGUAGCCAGAACGAUAUCGCCUUUGUUUGAACCCCGAUAGAGUUGCUCGGCUAAUCCUUCCCGUUUCCCGCUGCAAUCAAGAUUGCCUCCGGUCUUUAUUUCACGUAACUACGGCAACACGAUCACCGUCCCAUAUUCGAGGAUAAAAGCUAAUUGAAGGGGACACCGGAGAGACCACGUCGAAUGCUCUUUUUUCUCCCCUUUGCCCCGCGCGUUAAUAUGAUUUCCCUCCGACUAAGCCGCCGCCUUUCAUCCUUCUCUUCGCCGUCUUCAGAGCAGACCGAAAUACUUUUCCCGACAUUUUCCCCGACGUGUUAGAAGGACCGCUAAACAGCUCCCCGCGACAGCCGACAAUUUUCUCCAAUUUGUUUCGACCUUAGUGCUCGCAACUGUGUGCCCGAUGAAUCCGUGAAAGAAUUAGGAUAAAGACAGAGAUAGAGGUUACACACAUUUCGCGAGAGAGUAAUUUGAAAGCAAUUUAAAAGUGACGUCAAGUGUUAAGAUUCUUUCGUCGUUUCUUUCUUCGCAAGAUGUACUUUCCACGAGUAGAAAUAAUCCCGAUUGGUAUAUUAGAUUAACACACCGUCUCCUCUGCCGAGUGUACUGGCCAAUAAAAGUGUACUGGAGCGAAAGGAUAAUUUAAAAUUACAUUGAAUAAAUCAGUUUCAAAUGGCACUCGAUGGAGAGAAGAUUCGUCGUCCAGAGAAGGACGGUGA